Aspergillus heteromorphus CBS 117.55 is the source of this 2317-nucleotide messenger RNA. Its product is annotated as sodium:solute symporter family protein. The record is from RefSeq and is a predicted model, not a curated record. NCBI's taxonomy places the organism in Eukaryota, Fungi, Ascomycota, Eurotiomycetes, Eurotiales, Aspergillaceae. Gene Ontology annotation, molecular function: putrescine transmembrane transporter activity; urea transmembrane transporter activity; spermidine transmembrane transporter activity. Gene Ontology annotation, cellular component: plasma membrane. Gene Ontology annotation, biological process: spermidine transport; urea transmembrane transport; putrescine transport. The coding region runs from base 203 to 2107 and encodes 634 amino acids. The transcript is spliced from 4 exons.
ACAAGGGUUUGGCUAUGGCAUAAUCAUUGGCCUGGGCUUUGCCUUUGCCCUGCUGAUGAUCUUCAUCACCUGGGCCCUGAAACGGUAUGCACCCCUUGAAUCUGGGUUUGCAUCGUACACUGGAUCCUUCGUCUUGUAAAUUCAUGUGGCAGCUAACUCGUCGUCACGCUAUAGAUACCAACAUGAGGUUCAGACGUCGGAGAUGUUCUCAACAGCAGGAAGAUCCGUCAAGUCGGGCUUGGUCGCCGCUGCAGUCGUCAGUAGUUGGACAUGGGCAGCAACUCUCCUUCAAUCAACAACCGUGGCCUACGAAUACGGCAUCUCCGGUCCAUUCUUCUAUGCGUCAGGCGCCACGGUUCAGAUCAUCCUGUUCGCGACGCUGGCCAUCGAGCUCAAACGCCGGGCUCCAAACGCACAUACCUUCCUGGAAGCCGUCCGCGCCCGAUACGGAACCACCGUGCAUGUCGUCUUCAUCGUCUUCUGCUUGAUGACCAAUAUCCUCGUGACGGCCAUGUUGCUCACGGGUGGCUCGGCCGUCUUGACAUCUCUGACCGGAGUGAACACAGUUGCAGCCUGUUACCUCCUGCCGAUUGGUGUCGUGCUCUACACCCUGUUCGGUGGUAUCAAGGCCACGUUUCUCACGGACUACAUGCACACGGUGGUGAUUAUCGUCGUAAUCUUCAUCUUCUCCUUCUCGGCCUAUGCGACUAGCGACAAGCUGGGUUCUCCUGGGGCCGUGUAUGAAGCGCUGGUGGCAGCGGGGAAAUCCCACCCGAUCGAGGGCAAUGCCGAGGGAAGCUAUCUCACCAUGCGGUCGAAGGAGGGUGGAAUCUUCUGGAUCAUCAACCUGGUUGGCAACUUUGGUACCGUGUUCCUCGACAAUGGGUACUACAACAAGGCCAUCGCCGCAAGCCCGGUGCACGCUUUCCCCGGAUAUGUCAUUGGUGGUCUUUGCUGGUUUGCGAUCCCCUGGCUGUGCGCCAGCACCAUGGGCAUGACCGCUCUAGCGCUCGAGGGCUCUCAGCGCCUGAGCUCGGAGGACGUCACAGCUGGCCUCGUGCUGCCAUUCGCUGCCGUGAAGCUCCUCGGCCACAGCGGCGCCGUGUGCACAACGAUCAUGAUCUUCAUGGCCGUCACCUCCGCCUUCUCCGCCCAGCUGAUCGCCGUCUCCUCCAUCUUUACCUACGACAUCUACCAGGCCUACAUCGACCCAUCCGCCAAGGGAAAGCGGCUCGUCUGGGUCUCCCACAUGACCUGUAUCUUCUGGGCGGUUGCGAUGGCCAGCUUCGCGACGGGUCUCUACUACGCCGGCAUCGGCAUGGGCUAUCUAUAUCUGCUGAUGGGGGUGAUCAUCUCCUCCGCGGUCUUCCCCGGCGCAAUGACCCUGAUCUGGAAGCACCAGAACUGGAUCGCAGCGGCCGUCUCGCCCCCUCUCGGUCUGGCCGUAUCUCUCAUCGCCUGGCUCGUAACGACAAAGACACAGUACGGUGUCUUCAACGUCACCACCACCGGCUCAAACUACCCAAUGCUCGCCGGCAACGUCGCCGCGCUCCUCAGCCCCAUCGUCAUCUCUCCAGCCCUAACCUUCAUCUUCGGCUCCCAAAACUACGACUACGAAACCAUGCGGGCCAUCCGUCGUGUCGACGACUCCGACGCCUCCGCCUCCACCGACCCAGAGCUCAUCCCCAGCGAACUCAACCCGACCACCCAGUCGCCCGCCCAGGAAGACGACGAAACCCGCAAGCUCAACCGCGCCGCCCUGUACUCGCGCACCCUCACCAUCGCCAUGGUCUUCUGCUUCCUCAUCCUUUGGCCCAUCCCCAUGUACGGCAGCUCGUACGUCUUCAGCAAGAAGUUCUUCACGGGCUGGGUGGUUGUGGGUUUGCUUUGGCUGUUUUGUACGACGUUUGGCGUGGUGAUUUUCCCGCUGUAUGAGGGACGGGAGAGUAUUGUGCGGACGGUGAGAUUGAUGGGGUUGGAUUUGGUGGGGAGAGGGGGCAGAAGGAAGGCCAUUGUGGGGAUGGGGGAGGUGAAUCAGAAUGGUGAGAGUGAGAAUGUCUCGGGGGUGCAGACGCCGGUGGUGGAGAAGGAGGUGUUGGCUAAAUAGAAGAAGAGUGGCUGCUUUGGUCAAUAGGGACUGUGAUGGUGUCAGUUUCUUCGUUCGGGCUCUUUAUGGUGGUGGGAUGAUAUACUGUUUAUGUCGGGUUGUGCUGGGUUUGUGACUGGUUGGCUGGCUGGCUGGCUGGCUGGUUGGUUUGUUGGUUUUGGAUAUACCCCAUUCGUUACUGUAUAUAGUAUUUGUUUAGUUGUUUUUGGC